Messenger RNA from Trifolium pratense (red clover), 2626 nucleotides. Its product is annotated as two-component response regulator-like APRR1. The transcript is spliced from 6 exons. The record is from RefSeq and is a predicted model, not a curated record. Gene Ontology annotation, biological process: phosphorelay signal transduction system; cytokinin-activated signaling pathway. The coding region runs from base 557 to 2209 and encodes 550 amino acids. Lineage: Eukaryota; Viridiplantae; Streptophyta; Magnoliopsida; Fabales; Fabaceae. Gene Ontology annotation, molecular function: protein binding.
UUUCUCAAGUAAAGUAAUGGGAUAUUUUGGAGGUAUACCCUACACACAGUUGUGAAUGAGAGAUGCACUUGCUUGCUUUGCUUGAGUAAAUAAAGAUCUACAACUGACGUGUCCUCUCCUCUAUCUCAACCCAACUAUCCCCCAACUUCCCUUUUUUUUUUUAUUGCACUUUUUCCUUCUCUUUUCCACGUCCCUUCUUCCACUAUCCUACUCCCUCCCUAUUCACACAGCGCAUUUUAGUUACUCACCACCAUUUCCAAGAUCAUCCAAACACACCCGUUUCAUCUUUGUCAGUUUAUUUCUUCUGACAACGUUGUCAAUCAUUCUGGUUUUGUCGGAUUUAGAUAGUUACUUGAGCAACUUGGCCAAUCAUGGGUUUUGAAUUUUAUGGCUUAUAAAGCUAUAAUCAAUGGUUUUGCAUAGUGGGGUUGUGGAAAAAUUAUUAAAUUUUUAAUCUUUUUGUGUGGAAGUUUUAGUCUUUUGCUGUUUUAGAAGGUAAAGGGUUUUUUUGUUUUGUUUGUUAUAGUGUUUUGUAGAGAGGUUUUUUAUUUUAGGUAUGGAGAGAGAGGGAUUUGAUUUGAAUAGAGGAACAAGUGGUGGGAAUAAUGGUAAGAUUGGUGACGAUUUUGUUGAUAGAAGUAAAGUAAGGAUUUUGCUUUGUGAUACCGAUUCAAAUAGCUCUCAAGAGGUUUUUACACUUCUGUUAAGAUGCUGUUAUCAGGUUAUUUCAGUGAAAUCAGCAAGACAAGUAAUUGAUGCACUGAAUGCAGAGGGGGAACAUAUAGAUCUCAUACUAGCUGAAGUCGGUCUUCCGAAGAAGAAGGGUAUGAAGAUGUUGAAGUACAUAGCACGGGACAAAGAAUUGCGCAGAAUUCCUGUGAUAAUGAUGUCCGCGCAAGAUGAGGUAUCCGUUGUUGUUAAGUGCUUGAGACUUGGAGCAGCGGACUAUCUAGUAAAGCCUUUACGCACAAACGAACUAUUAAAUUUGUGGACGCACAUGUGGAGAAGGAGGCGCAUGCUUGGACUUUCAGAGAAGAACAUGUUAAAUUAUGACUUUGAUCUGGUAGCAUCAGAGCCUAGUGAUGCCAAUACAAAUAGUACCACUUUGUUCUCUGAUGACACUGAUGAUAGGUCCAAAAGAAACACUAUUCCAGAGACAGAAAUAUCAGUCCAACAAGAGCAAGAGUCUACUAUUGCAAAUGCUGUUGCUGUCGAGGUACCUCCAGAUGACCAUGCAUCAGAAUGUCAGCCGGAUGUCCAUGGAAUAUAUGAUCAGCGAAAAGCACACUUUUCAUCUGGUCCAAAGAAGAGUGAACUAAGGAUUGGGGUUGGGGAGUCAUCAGCCUUCUUCACAUAUGUUAAAUCAUCAAUGCUUAAGGGAAACCUUGAAGGGAUUGUUCAUGUUGAUAACAAUGCUCGCGAACAUUUGAGGAUGGAAGUUAUGCAUCAAGCAUGUGCUCAACAAGGGGUUAGUAGUGACCUUGAAAUACGUGAAAAUGAAGACAUGUGUGAAAGUCAAUCGCAAGAAGACUUGCCUAGUAGCAAUAGUAUACCUGAUUCUUUAUCUAUUGAGAGAUCUUGUACUCCACCUGCAUCCAUGGAAGCUUCACGGCGAAACUGUUACAAUGAAGAAAAUUUGCAUCACAACAAUCUGAUGCAUCCAAGUAAUGAGACUCGUUCUGAGCUUGAAAUAUCUGGCAUGGCUGCACAACAUGCAUAUCCAUAUUAUAUGCCAGGAGUUGUUAAUCAUGUUAUGAUGCCUUCAUCGGCACAAAUGUAUCAAAAGAAUGUCCAGGACUUGCAGAAUCAUGCUGCUACAUCCAUGAUUGCCCACUACAAUCAUGUUCCACAAGUCGAUCCUCAUGGCACUGGUAUGAUGUUCCACCCGUAUUACCCAUCAAACAUGUGCUUACAACCUGGUCAGAUUCCUUCAGGUCAUUCAUGGCCAUCCUUCGGAGGCUCAAGUUCAUCCGAAUCAAAAUUAAGUAAAGUUGAUAGGAGAGAGGCAGCGUUGAUCAAAUUCAGACAGAAAAGGAAAGAGCGCUGCUUUGAUAAGAAAAUUAGGUAUGUUAAUCGAAAACAACUUGCUGAAAGACGGCCUCGAGUGAGGGGACAGUUUGUCAGAAAGUUGAAUGGUGCUAAUGUGGAUCUUAAUGGAGAGCCUCCUUCCAUUGAAUAUGAUCAAGAUGGUGAAGAAGAUGACCUAUGACCUGGGAGCUUGAGAUUCAUCUCACGUGGAUGCGUGAAUAUCUCAAAUUGCUAUGUCGUUCGAAUGAUGAAGGGCCAAUCAACUCCUAUUUGAUGCCUCAGCAUUAAUUGGUCAUCACUUGCUUUCAUAUGUGAAGGGAUGCAGAUCCGGUGUGCACCAUCGUCAGUUACAGUCGGGUCAUUUUUUGAAUAUCACGUGCUCAAAUGAUCAGUCUGACUAGGAUAUCUUUUGGAAGGUAUACCUCGGUAUACCUCCUGCCGGCUAUGCUUAUGUUCAAUGCAGUUGGAAGUAUCAUACCAUGUUUUUUUUUUUUUUUGAACUGAUAAUAGCAAACUGCUUUCAUAUUGUAUUGUCACGACACCUUAAAAUUGUCUUGGGGAAUGAAUUAUCUUUCUAAAGUUCUACUUUCAAUCAAAA